Messenger RNA from Durusdinium trenchii, 3957 nucleotides. NCBI's taxonomy places the organism in Eukaryota, Dinophyceae, Suessiales, Symbiodiniaceae. The record is from the annotation of a GenBank genome assembly.
AUGGCGGUGGCUGCUGUUCUGCGCAAACGAGUGGCCAGUCGGAUUUCCAGGUUUGGUGCCCAAGAGUUGAAUUGUUGGAACUUGUGUUUGCAGCAGGCUGUGCGGGGCAAUGAUCCUUUGGCCGGUGUCCCCGAAUCUGCCUGGCCGCUACUGCAACGGGCAGAGGAGGCCCACCCGUCGUUCGGGUGGCAGCAAAUCGUGCAGGGCCUGCAGGGUUGGCGCAAGGCCUUGGAGAACGGCCAAGUCUGGGAGGAGGCCACCUGGCCUGACGAAAGUCUUUGUCAGCUUUGGACGCAAACCUUACAUGAGCUCCAACUUCCACGCUUUACCAAGAGGUAUCCUGAACUGAUUGAUGCCCUGCUGUUCCGCCUCCUGGAGAUGGUUGUACAGAUGAGUGAAGCAAUGGGCACUGCAGCAGACGCGGCCCAAGCACAGGGUGGCCAAGAUGACAAGUCCAGGCCAGACUCCCAGGGCGAUGGCGACCAGCCUGACAAUCGGCCGGAGGAUGCAGGUCAGAGUGCGCCACAGGCAGAUGGGCAGCAGCCGGUGGAGGAGUCUUCAUCUUCCCCACCCAAUAUGCAGCCCUCGGGAGAGAGUCUGGCGCAGGAGCUUAUGGAUGAGUUUCGAGAAGACUGGGAGCCAGCAGUGGAUGCUUUGAAUGAUGCAGAGGAAGCCUUUGGCCUCGGAGGCGCCCAAGCCCUCGCGGAGCACUUCACGUCAGGCCAGGCGCCUUGGCACAACAGCGAGGGCUGGCGCGCCUGCCGGGAGCUGCGGCAAGUCUUGGCCAAGCUUCCGGAGCUAAGGAAGUUGGUGCGCCGCAUCGGCCGCCGCGCGGCGGUCAAGGGUCCCAGGCGUUGGCUGCCUGCAGAGGAUGAGGUGCUGGUGGCCCCUAUGGGGGUAGCGCGCUCUAGCUCGGCACCGACGCAGACCUCAGGGCUCACGCGCAGUGGGUCGGUGGAGCUGAUGUUGCCCAUGGAGGCUCACCUGUUGGUGCACGGACGGCGCCACCGGUCAGUGAGGGCACUUCACCAUUCCCGGCGUCUUGAGCAAUCGCUCCUCAGCUACCUCCGGGCCUCCUGGUUGGAGGUGCCAACGCACGAACGUCUCUCCGAGGAGAUGCGACCUGCGGGAGAAAACGGGCCUUUGAUCUUGUGCCUGGACACCAGCGGAAGCAUGGCUCGUGGAGGAGGAGAGCCGGAAGCUGUGGCCAAAGCCUUGGCGUUCGAGUGCCUUCGACAAGCUCAGCAGCAGAGCAGGCGCUGUUACCUGUUCGCUUUCUGUGCAGGUGCUCAAUUGAAAGAGAUGGAGCUGGACCUCUCCUCGAACUUGAAAGGCUUGCUGGAUUUCCUCAGCUUUGCUUUCCACGGCGGCACUUCCCUGAAUGAGGUGCUCUCUGCCAGCGUCGAGAGGCUCCACUUGGCCCAGUGGCAGAAUGCCGACCUCCUGGUCGUCACAGACGGGGAGGUCCCAAAGCCCAGUGAGAAAGUCUUAGUGGAGUUGGACGAAGCCAAGUCUUCUGGCGCCCGGGUCUACGGCGUGGUGGUGGGCAGCAAGACAGGAACAGUCAUGAUGGAUUUGUGUUCGGAGCUCUAUCACUUUUGCAGACGACCAGGCACGGAGACGAAGGACGUGGCCUUGGACUCCCAUGGCUGGGCCCUGCGCCGCGUGCCGGCGCAGGCCAUGCCGGUACCGCGGAGGUCGCAGCUUUCCUCAGCCAGCACCUUUGCAGGCUCGACCUGGUCGGCCCGGACCUCCCGUGGAGACGGUCUUCCCAUGAAGGCCUCACGCCUGGAGACGCGGCAGGAGCGAGAGGAUCGGGAAACCCGCUGGGCUGAGCGAGAGAAGGCCAGACUCAGUGAGCACGAGAAGGAAGUGGAGUCCAAAAUGGGCAAGCGCUGGCAAUGGGUGGGAGGCCGUUGGCUUACGAAAGAGGAGGCUGAAGCACAAGCUGCCAAGAUUGAGCUCGUGUAUCAGGAGUCACGACUGGGCGAGGCAAAGCUGCAGCUGGAGCUGAAGAAGCAUUUUCAGAGCAGGUUCCUCUCCCCGCACAAGUCUCGCGAAGCGGAAGAAGACCUCGUCGCCGCGCAGUGGGGCGAGGAGACCUUGACCCACUUCCAGGACCAGCUAUUGUCUCUGCUGGUGCGUGCCAGUCGCGAAGCCUCGCGCUUGGGUUGUUCCAAGUUCGAACCGCAGGCCGCACUGCUGGGGCUUUUCCGCUGCCCCGUUGGCAAGGAGAUUUGCCGUCGGGGACUUGAAGGCAGUGAAGAAGAUGUGACGGAAAGGUCCCGGCAGCUCUUGGAACGCUGCCUGCGGCGCAGCGCGGAAGGAAACUUUGACUUCGAAGAUUUGCCCUUCAGCCCCGAGCUGCGGCACUUGUUGGAAUCCGUGGAGGCAGAGCGUGCACGUUUGCAGCACAAGGAAGCUCAGGUGGGGCAUUUGGCUUUGGCUUUGACGGCUCCACAGUUCCGCUUCAUUUGGGAGCCACUUCUGGAGGAGCUAGGCAUCCGGCCGCAGCAGGUCCGGCCCGCUGCUUUGGCCUCCCUUGGUGGCUUCUUUGCGCAGGCGGAGGCGCAGGCUGAGGCCUGGCUGGUUGGACUGUGUAGUGACUUCUACGAGCCCGCCCGCUGUGGUGCGCCCCUGAAGGGUCUUCAAUCCUCUUUUGCCAAGCUGGCGGAUGGCCUGGUGGAACGCUCUGUGGAGGCAAAGCUGCUGCUGUUGGCGGCCUUGGCAGGCGAGCACUUGUUUCUGCUUGGCUCCCCUGGCACUGCCAAGAGCUUGUUGGCAAGGAGACUGUCCAAGGUUUGUGAGGGAUCAUACUUUGAGCGAUUGUUGACAAGGUUUACAGUGCCUGAAGAGCUCUUUGGCCCUUUGUCCCUGCAUGCCCUCGAGGAGGAUGAGCUCCGCCGCAAGACCAAGGGUUACCUCCCCGAGUGCGAUGUGGCCUUCAUCGAUGAGAUCUUCAAGGCGAACUCGUCGAUCCUGAACUCGUUGCUGGUGAUCCUCAACGAGCGGCGCUUCGACAAUGGCGAGCAGAGCCUGAAGGUGCCGCUGUGGUGCGCCGUGGCAGCGUCCAAUGAGCUACCAGACAGUGACGAACUUGAUGCGCUUUACGACCGGUUUCUCCUGCGACGGCAUGUCUCACGGAUCUCCCGGAGGUCAGUUCCGGACUUUCUGCGAUUGACGCUGAGCAGGGAGGAGGCCGGUGCAGCUUCCGCUCCCGCGACGCUCUCGAUCGAGGACUCCUGGGAGCUCCAGCGGCGCGCGGGGACGGUGGACUUCCCGGACGAGCUUCUGGUGGUGAUCGCGGAUCUGCGGGAGUUCCUGGCGGAGGCGGAGCCGCGCUUCGAAGUCUCUGACCGUCGCCUGGCGCGCAGCGUGCGGUUGCUGCGCAUCGCUGCAGCCGCUGCAGGUGGACGUACCGUGGUGGAAGCUGACCUGCUCCUCUUGAGGCAUAUGUUUUGGGAUCGUGAUCCGGAGCAAGGUCAGUUGGUGACUGAAUGGCUCCUACGUCGUUUGGGCGAAAGUGGAGAUGGGAAGAAGGCGUGGUCCUUCCUCCUCGAAGGCCUUCAAACACGGCUGCGCCAUGGCGCUCGGGGCCCGGGCCUGGAGGCUGCGCGGCGCGAUUUGCGGAACCUGCAGCAGGCAGCCUCGCGCGCGAUGCUGCGCCUGGCGCACAUCUCCCGAAAUGCUCCGAACGGGCCUGCGGAAGAGGGCCGUGUGGACCGCUUCUUCUGGCUGAGUGGCAAUGAGCGGCGCCAGGCAGCGGAGCUCGGGGAGAAGUGUGCUGAGGAAGCGGAGAGGCUUCAAGACUUGUUGAAGGAAGUGUCUGUGCUGAUCCAAACGGUUGCUGUCGACGAUGACCUGCAGCGUGAAGAGCUUUUAGCUCAACGAUUGGGAGUGAAACGUGUGAGCAAAGAAAGCAAGGUCCGUUAUGAUGAGUGGGGCGACGAGAUCUGA